Pseudophryne corroboree (corroboree frog) is the source of this 983-nucleotide messenger RNA. RefSeq names its product glutathione S-transferase theta-1-like. Bases 126 to 857 code for a protein of 243 amino acids. Lineage: Eukaryota; Metazoa; Chordata; Amphibia; Anura; Myobatrachidae. The transcript is spliced from 5 exons. Gene Ontology annotation, cellular component: cytoplasm. Gene Ontology annotation, biological process: glutathione metabolic process. Gene Ontology annotation, molecular function: glutathione transferase activity. The record is from RefSeq and is a predicted model, not a curated record.
CGGGCGUAUGUUGGGAGAAGGGGGUGGACAUUUCGGAUUAGAGGGUCAGUUGCCAGCCCCAUUCUUAAUUCAGUUGCAGUUUGUGUUGCUGGCUGGAAGGAAUCUGUUCUUCUUUGAUCACCACUAUGGCAGAACUUACGCUGUACCUGGACCUGUUCUCCCAGCCAUGCCGCUCCGUGUACAUCUUCGCUAAGGCUAACAACAUCCCAUUCAUCCGUAAAGACAUACUGCUUUUUAAAGGGGACCACUUGAGUGAAGAUUUUUUGAAGGUGAAUUCACUACAUAAGGUUCCAGCUCUCAAACAUGGAGACUUCACAAUGGCUGAGAGCACUGCAAUGCUGCUUUAUAUGGCAAAUGAGUAUAAGACCCCUGAUCACUGGUAUCCAUCUGACAUUAAGAAGCGUGCCCGUGUUGACGAAUAUCUUGCUUGGCAGCAUACAAAUACACGUCCACUUGGAUCAAAACUAUUUUGGAUCAAGGCAAUGACUCCUUAUCUUCUGGGUCAUGAAGCCACACCUGACAAGCUGGAUCCUGCGGUGGCUGAGUACAAUAACACCUUGAAGAAUAUAGAAGAAUACUUUUUACAGGACAAACCCUUUCUGGCUGGUGAUGAGAUCUCUAUCGCUGACCUGGUGGCUAUUGUGGAGAUUAUGCAGCCAGUUGGAGCGGGAAUUGAUGUUUUUGAAGGCAAACCAAAGUUGUCAGCCUGGAAGCACAGAGUGGAGGAGGCAAUUGGGGCUGAGCUCUUCAAUGAAGCACAUGAAGCUGUACUGCAUGCCAAAGAUAUGAAGAAUCGGCCCAUUCCCCCAGAACUUAAGGAGCGACUGAAAGACAGACUGCGCCAUUUCACUUCCUGAUGGAAUUGUUCUGAAGGAUGAGGGCUACAGGCCUGCAAUUAAGCAACUGCCUCGUUGCCAUAUGUUGGCAUUUACAACAUGUCUACAGUAGGAACAGUUUGGAAAUAAACAUCUCUGAAAAGCCUG